Messenger RNA from Cyclospora cayetanensis, 2376 nucleotides. RefSeq lists its product as uncharacterized. NCBI's taxonomy places the organism in Eukaryota, Apicomplexa, Conoidasida, Eucoccidiorida, Eimeriidae. The transcript is spliced from 7 exons. Bases 1 to 2376 code for a protein of 791 amino acids. The record is from RefSeq and is a predicted model, not a curated record.
AUGAAGGGCCCCCCAGGGAUGCCCCGCGCACCUGCGCUACCUGAGGGAGAUAAGCAGCGGUCACCGCACAGAGUCUCUUUAGAGCGUCUCUUCGGCUCUCCAGCGUUGCUCUACCCUUUGGGCCGUUUCCUGUCUCCCAGAGACUUGGUGCAUUUGUGCAGUUGUUGCCGCUGGCUGCAUCAGCAACAGCGGCAGCCGGGGGGCCUCCUGCAGGAGACUCUUGAAGAGGCGUUGCGUCGACACCUUCCCUCUCUCGCAGACAGACGGUUCCUCCUUGCUGAUGCUACAGACGCACACUUCGCUUCGAGACACGCCUCCCUCCCCCGGAGCUCCACUACCAGCACCGACGAGGCUGCAGCAGAACCAGCAUGCUCAAGCGCCGCUGCAGCAGCUGAGAGAAAGCGGAUCCGUCUGGAUGUUUCGUUAUGUCGGUGCCCUCAUUGCCUCCCGACAGCUGCCCUUCCGGAUAUAAGCCCCCCUCCUCAAGAGAUUGGAAUCUACUGCGGGGAUGCAGAUCUAGUGCUAAGGCUUCCAGACCUUACUCUCCAGCAGUUUGCUGCUUUCUUUCUUCGACUUCGGCAUAUUUGGAGGCGCAUGGCUAGCUGCUCUUACCGGCCUGCGGAGACGCUUACCAGGGCAACAGCACGAGUGCCAGACGCUCCAGGAGCCUCGGUACACCCCCUGGAAACAGCAGCAGCUGACACAGUGGCAGCAAGCACAGCAGCAGAAACAUACAGUACUGCAGCCUCUGCUAACAGGUGUUUGCUUCUGGCCUCAGAAACUGUAGGCCAUUCGACGGCUGCAACACCAAAGGCAGCAGCGCCUCCGGUUACUGCCGUAUGCCUGGGUGCCAUGACGUGGGACUACAAUGCCGCCUUUGAUUGGCUGACGAUCUCUCGAGGAGGGAGCUGGUGCUUCAUCGUACGCCGACAAGAAAAUAGCGUCUUCAUUUUACAGCUUGCCUUUGCACAGUGUGCUGAUGCUGCUCUCGCUGCUGCCGCACGAAACAGCGCAAAUGCAGCUACAAUUGACACCGUGGGCGCUCCUACACCAGCAGCAGAGGUAGCUUCUGCUGGACGGGCACCUGCUGGCACGGCCAUGCAGGAGCAGCAACUGCUUACGUCGUACGGCAUUUCGCCUGGUGGGGGCGGCCUUCUCGCCAGUGUCGGGGGCAGCUGCAGCGCCUUGCCUUUAGGUGAAAGAGCAUAUGUAUCGCUGCGGCUCACGCGUUUGCUGUCGCAAAGCUCAGUCGAGCGGCAGGAACGGCUAGCACAGCAGCAAGUACAACGCAUGGUGCUGGAGUCAGACUACGAAGAGAGACUGUGGGUAAGGGCUCAGCCGCAGCUGUGCGAAGAGGCUGGGCGGAUCAUCCUGCCCUGCCGGCAAAAACGGUUCGGGAAAAGCGUAUUUCUGCGCUCUGCGUACAAUGGCUAUAUUCUCCUCGUCUCGCAGUCUUACAUCGUGGCUCUCCCUCGCUUUUCUAUGGGGACAGAGCAGAGUGCCAGUGGUGCCACACACAAUGAUCAGCACCCAGGCCCUUUAGACAGUACGUCCUCAGCCAGAAGCAGAAGCAGCAGUGGCCGCAGCAGCGACGGCCUUAGCACCGCCAGCAUGGGCUCAACAAGGAGAGCUCCUCGUGGAGGUAGCGAUGGCGAAAACAGCAGAAAUGGCAGCGGCAGCGAGGGCACCAGGAGCAGUCGAAACAGCGAAGACGACGACACAUUCUCAGAUCUCUCUGGAGAAGAGGACUCGGGCUCUCAGCUUUGCGGCGCUGGCGUGUCGUGUGUAGACUGCCGCGAAGUGUCGCUAGCCACGUGCCGCCGCCUCUUUCGACUGCACGCCUCGCAGCAGCCGCAGCAAAGCCCGAGGAAGGAGCCACAGCAGCCAAAGCCUGAGCACAAGGCUACGGAUGCAGACGCACUCCACGGCGAGCCUCCCGUGCUGUUGAUUGCAGUGUCCCUUUCCCUCGGCAGCCUCCUCUUUGGAGUGCUUGCACCUGCAGGAACCCUACCCGCGCUGCAGCAGCAACAGCCACCUACCCUGCCGAUGUCUCUUCGAAAAAGGCCGUCGCGAGGCUUUACAACAGCCCAGGAUACCGUCAAUUCUUUGCGGCAACUCGCUGUGCCAGUCUGCCUGCCCCUAAGGGGCUACGGCAAGCUGAGAAAGAGAGAGAAAGAGGAAGACAGAGCCGCAGGUGGAGUGGCUGCUGCGGCUGCAGCGACCAGGGGGCCGGGCUUUACGGCCUUGAGACGGGAGAGCAGCUCCUCGGCAGUAGUACAGGCUUUCACGCUCUCGCUUCGCAUACUCCCAGCGGAGUGCCGCCUAGCUCCACCAUGCUGUAGGCUUCGCUGCCGCUACUCUGCAUUGCGAUCCUGA